This is a messenger RNA of Drosophila takahashii, 1319 nucleotides long. RefSeq lists its product as uncharacterized. Gene Ontology annotation, biological process: synaptic signaling. The record is from RefSeq and is a predicted model, not a curated record. Gene Ontology annotation, cellular component: plasma membrane. Gene Ontology annotation, molecular function: zinc ion binding. Lineage: Eukaryota; Metazoa; Arthropoda; Insecta; Diptera; Drosophilidae.
AACGGGUAUAAUUAAGUCAAUAUGAGAGCAAAACGAAGAAAAAAAUGUCAUAGUUUCGAUUCGAUGUGUAGAAAUUCCAAACCCAAUUGCCCUAUUUUUCGACCAGAGUUUUGAGUGCAUGUGCUGGCAGAGAAGUCGAUCGAAGGGGUCGAUCGAUAUCGAAAUCGAGGAUGGGCCACCGCAACAUUUGCUGUGACGGCUGUCAGAGGCGCGACUUCCGGGGUCGCCGUUUCCGCUGUUUGCGCUGCGUGAACUUUGACCUCUGCGGCGAUUGCUACGACCAGCGGCUGGAGACGCAGGACCAUCGCUUCGAUCAUCCCAUGCAGCUAAUCCUGGAUCCUUCGGAAGAUCUUUCGUCCUUUCUGCUCAAUGGCCAAGUGCCGGAAAUUGUUCACCUCUCGAAUUGCUUCACCUGUCCGUAUUGCAGACAAUCUGGGCAGACGGCCAAGCGGCUGAUUGAACACGUGUGUGCCGAGCAUCGCCUUUCGGAGGACUAUGUGGUCUGUCCCCUGUGUGCCGGACUGCCAGGCGUUGAGCUGGUGGCCAUUUGCAAUCUAUCGCGGCACCUCCUGCUCAACCACAUCGAUCAUGCCAACUUCCUGGAGCCCGACUCGCCGCCACUGCGAAGGAUCUUUGCCCGAAGUCGCAUUCGCCGAAGACGACAAGUGCAAACUCAAUCAAGGGGCUUCGAUUUAAUCCUACAGCUGUCGACGGUGGAGAACCAGCUGCCACCCAGCAUCAUCGUAGAUCCUCCAGAGGAGAAGCAGCCUGCUAGUUUGGUCAUUGCGGAACCCAAAGUCAAAAAGCCAGCCGAGCAAUAUCUUCUCAUGCAGUUUAUGGAGCAGCAGGAAAUCCUUUGCCAACAGGAAACGGAAAUGACGGGCAGUCAAAGGCGGAGACAUGCCCUCUUCGCUGAGCAUCUGAUAAUUUCCCUUUUAUGCAGCGAAGAACUGCAGCUGCCGGAGGAGAAAAAGCCAGUUGGGCUGUCCAAGGUCAUGUCGGUAAUGUCCUUGCCGUGGACGAGGGCGUGGCAGGCCACACAGCUGGGCGGAUUAGAGGGGGAGGGACCGAGGAUUGAGAUUCCCCCGGAUGAUGGGAAAAAUAUGGAAAAAGUGCCGGCAGAGGAGGCCAUUGAUUAGUGGCGAAUGUUGUUUUUAUUUCCAAUCAUAAUGAUCUCGAUUUGUGGUUGUGUUAACACUUAAAAAACAUUUCAAUGCUAAAGAACUUUCAAAAUUUUUGUGAUCUCUUUGGGUUAUAUUUGUACCAAACUAAAAUGUGUUUUCUUUUUAACAAAAAACGAUAAGAAAAGUCAAGCUUAA